This is a messenger RNA of Bactrocera tryoni, 2119 nucleotides long. RefSeq names its product LIM domain-binding protein 2 (gene Chi). Gene Ontology annotation, biological process: negative regulation of transcription by RNA polymerase II; nervous system development; positive regulation of transcription by RNA polymerase II. The coding region runs from base 206 to 1948 and encodes 580 amino acids. Gene Ontology annotation, molecular function: LIM domain binding. Lineage: Eukaryota; Metazoa; Arthropoda; Insecta; Diptera; Tephritidae. Gene Ontology annotation, cellular component: transcription regulator complex; nucleus. The transcript is spliced from 2 exons. The record is from RefSeq and is a predicted model, not a curated record.
UAUUAAUUGGAUUUGUGAUUGAUAUAGAAAAGUAGGAUUGCAAUAUUUGCGAGUACAUAUUUGUUUCUAAAAUUUAAACGGAAGUAUAUGCAUAUUCAUAUUUUGCAAAGCUUUUUCUACAGGAGAUAUUGUACCAGUCAAGAACUGCCUGACGAUCGUUAUUUGAUUUAUUAAACAUAUCAAUGAAUUCUAUGAAAAAGGAAUAAUGUUGGGAAUGAAUCGCCGGGGUAUUAAUACUGUUACAACAAUGGCGUCUCAAUCAGGAAUGGAUGACAGCAAUUGGAAAAACAUAAAUGUAGCGGAAAAUGCGACACUUUUAAACAGUUCUAACAACUCUAAUUUAAACACCGAUGGAUCAAAUCAAAGUGGAUUUCCACAAAACAGUAUUGCGUAUAAUUCAAGUAACAGUCAAUAUUCACAAGGAGGUCAAUCUUCUCCUGCCGGUAAUCAGUCGAUCAUAUUUCAAAAUACGAAUCCACCUGGUUCUAAUACUCCUCAGUAUACGUCUUCACCUGCCCCGUCUGGUUCUUCGACUCCAGGGCCAGUUGUACAACAAGGCAUUGGCGGUUCCUAUACUCAGUCUGCUAGUUCGGGAUCAUUUAAUGGGCCUGUAGGAGGUCCGUUUGGUUCUCCCUCUUCGAAUUUAAAUCAAUUUAAUAGACCAUCGAAUGCAGGAACUCCUUUUAAUUCUGGACAGGGCAGUCACUUUUCUUCGCAAGCAGUCUUUGGAAGCCAAUUCGGCACAUUAUCAACUACUUCUCCAUUUAGUCAUACAGGUAGCCACCCAAUGAUGGGAAGUUCUCAACAAAUAGAUCGUAUGGAGCAAGGCUUUAGAAGGCAUAAUUCUUAUUUUAGUCACACUGAACAUCGUGUUUUUGAAUUGAAUAAGCGACUUCAGCAACGUACAGAUGAAAGCGAUAACUGUUGGUGGGAUUCAUUCACCACUGAGUUUUUCGAAGAUGAUGCACGAUUAACAAUAUUGUUUUGUUUAGAAGACGGACCGAAAAGAUAUACUAUUGGACGGACAUUAAUACCACGAUUCUUUCGCAGCAUCUAUGAAGGAGGGGUAUCUGACUUGUACUUCCAACUUAAACAUGCAAAAGAGUCAUUUCAUAAUACAACUAUUACGCUAGAUUGUGAUCAAUGCACAGUAAUAACCCAACAUGGUAAGCCAUUUUUUACCAAAGUAUGUGCUGACGCAAGACUUAUACUAGAAUUUGUGUAUGACGACUAUAUGCGCAUAAGAUCAUGGCACAUGACAAUUAAAGGCCAUAGGGAACUUAUUCCACGGUCUGUAAUAGGAACAUCGAUACCACCUGACCCGAUGUUGUUAGAUCAAAUAACAAAGAAUAUUACAAGGGCAGGCAUAACAAAUUCCACUUUGAAUUAUCUCCGAUUAUGUGUUAUAUUGGAACCAAUGCAAGAAUUAAUGUCUAGGCAUAAAGCAUAUGCAUUAAGUCCACGUGAUUGCUUAAAAACUACUUUGUUUCAAAAAUGGCAACGAAUGGUGGCUCCACCAGGAAAAAAGGAUCCACAAAGACCAGCGAAUAAGAGACGUAAACGGAAGGGAUCUAACUCUGGAGGAGCUGCAAAUACAGGCACGCCUCCGGUUACCAAUCAAAAGAGAUCUCCGUCGGGUCCAAAUUUCUCGUUGUCUUCACAAGAUGUAAUGGUUGUAGGUGAACCCACCUUGAUGGGGGGUGAGUUUGGUGAAGAAGAUGAAAGAUUAAUUACAAGACUAGAAAAUACUCAAUAUGAUGGAAAUAAUGCUGUGGAACAUGAAAAUCAUUCAGGUUUUGGUCAUGCAGACUCUCCAAUAUCAGGAUCAAAUCCAUGGAAUAUGGAUCGAACAGGAAACAUCCCUUCUAGUCCCAGCAAUGCUUCUGUACAACAAAACAAUUCAAAUAUAUCUGAAAUAGACAAAAAAAGUCCAAUAGUUUCACAGUAGAUUACUUGGCGUGCCAGUACUUCUAGGAUUGCAUAUGAGAAAUGCAAAAGCUCCCAAUUAAAUAUAAUUUUUAUUUUGAGAAAAAGCAACUUUAUUUUAUGGUACACGUAUGUGGUGUGUUAUAAUUCCAUUAAUUUAUUAUUAUUCGGAGUUAAAUUCACACUUCGUUAC